Molecule: messenger RNA, 9616 nt
Organism: Anastrepha ludens (Mexican fruit fly)
Lineage: Eukaryota; Metazoa; Arthropoda; Insecta; Diptera; Tephritidae
Product: adenosine deaminase 2-A-like
Exons: 4
Coding region: 582-2228 (548 amino acids)
Biological process (GO): adenosine catabolic process; inosine biosynthetic process
Molecular function (GO): adenosine deaminase activity
Source: RefSeq, a predicted model, not a curated record
GUUGUGUAGUGAUGCCGCUUUUCAGUCAGUCACUUUCAGUUUUACUGCUAACUUCUGAGUAUGAGAGAGUGAUUUUUUCAAUCGCAUCGCCGCUAGACUGUUCUUUUUCAAGGAAGGAAAUAUUAUUAUUGUACGUACAUACCUACGAUUUUGUGUUAUAUCGAACUAAGGCGAUAAAAAAAUAACAAUUAAACCGUUCGGUAGUGCGCGCCACGCCAAUGAAAGCACACAAAUUAAUGUUUAGAAAAUCGUAAAAAAUCUAAACUAAAUUAAAUACCAUUAAUCAACUAUUUUAAGUGAAUUUGUUGUGGUAAAAAAUAAUAUGAAUUAUUAAAAAGCGUCAGUGUGAAAUUCUACAGAAAGGCAAACACUUUGCCGCGCUGAUAAAUUAAUGAAAAUUUACUUAACACUAAAUAAAUGGAAUUGAUGAUUAUCGUAGCACCUGAGCAGCACUAACUACAUUCUCAGUUUGCAUUCGAUUGGCAUUCAAACCGGGCGCUAAAGUUAUAAAUAGCGGCAAGUUUCUCAACAAAGCCAAAUUUUUCGAGUUUGAAGCGUUUCGUUCAACAUUGACUGACAAGAUGUCUCGCUGUGCGCGCCUUGCUUAUGUCGCGUGCUUAUUUAGUGUUCUUUUCACGCGCACAUACUCACGCAGCCAGUUGGCCGCUUCACAUUUGGCUGCAUAUGUCCCCUAUCGUCAAGAUGGCAGUAGUAUACGUAACAAUCGUCCCACACCAGAAGCUUACGAUACCGAACGUUCACAGUUUUUCCGCUAUGAGGAGUCCAAGGGAGUGGGAGCUGAAAUUGAGUUGAACGAUCGUGAGUUGCUUGCUAAUCAAAUCAUUAUGGCAGCAAAAACAUACGAGUAUGAAGAGGGUCUGGUUACGCCGCAUCUGUUCAAACCCUCGAAACAUUUCUUUAGCGUCUUGGAAGAAAUCAGUAAGACACCGCUAUUCACCUACCUGCAAGCGAUGCCGAAAGGUGGUGUGUUGCACGCUCACGACACUGCUUUGUGCAGUACGGAUUUUUUGAUUGAAUUGACUUAUCGUGAGAAUUUGUGGAUCUGUGAACGUAGUGGGGCCUUGGAAGCGGUGUCAAUGAUUUUCGCCAAAGAAAAGCCAACGCUUACCCUUGAAAACGCGAAUUGCACAUGGACGCUGUUGGAAGAAAUGCGGGACAGAAAAGGUGCGUCAGCGGUGGAUGAUUAUUUGCGGGAACGUUUCACUUUGUAUCCGAAAGAGAAGUUUUUAGAUAAUAACGAGGCUUGGGAGAAUUUUAUGGAGAUAUUUUCGCUGUUGGAAGGUUUGGUGACCUACGCACCUGUGUGGGCGGACUACUACUACAAUGCGUUGAAGGAAUUUCGUGCUGAUGGCGUGCAGUAUUUGGAGUUCCGCAGCACACUGCCGAAGUUAUAUGACUUGGAGGGCAAACAUUAUACCGAGUUGGACACUGUGCGCAUUUAUAAGGAGACCUUGGACAAGUUUAUGCAAGAUUAUCCAGACUUCAUUGGCUCAAAAAUUAUAUAUGCGCCUUUACGCAUAGCAAGUCCAACAACAGUUGAAGAAUAUAUACGUAUUUGCAUUGAAAUAAAGGCCAAGUAUCCGGACUUCCUUGCUGGCUUCGAUUUGGUUGGACAAGAAGAACUCGGACGGCCGUUAAAAGAUUUCAUUCCACAAUUACUAAGUAUGCCUGAUGAUAUCGAUUUUUAUUUUCAUGCCGGUGAGACGAAUUGGUACGGUUCUGACGUUGAUGAAAAUUUAAUUGACGCUGUGUUGCUCGGCACGAAGCGUAUUGGUCAUGGCUUUGCGCUCACCAAACAUCCACUCGUUCUGCAGGCGCUGAAGGAACGCAACAUUCCCGUCGAGAUCAAUCCCAUUUCGAAUCAAGUCUUACAACUUGUCUCAGACUAUCGUAAUCAUCCAUGCUCUCAUUUGUUCGCCAGCAACUACACGGUGGUUAUCUCAUCAGACGAUCCAUCAUUUUGGCGUGCCACACCACUCUCACACGAUUUCUAUAUUGCCUUUUUGGGUAUCGCUUCGGCGCAUGCCGAUCUGCGUUUGCUAAAGAAAUUGGCGAUCAAUUCGCUGGCUUACAGUGCAUUGAGUGAACAACAAAUACAACUGGCGUUACAAAAGUGGCAAGCAAAAUGGGAUGCAUUUAUUGAGCACAUAAUUGACGGUGAUACAGACGGCGCUGGAAGUCGUCUGCAGACGAAUCGGAUCGAUUGACUAGCACGGGUGGUGGCGGCGUUUAUAUUGUUGCGUGUGGUAUGUAGAUAGGCGGUGCGCCUUGAUAUCGCAUGAUUAAAGCAACAAUAGCGUCAGUCGGUUCAAAGAAACAUAAAAGUUUCAUUUUUACAAUAGCAGAAGUGGAUAUACAACAGUUAAGACAAAACUGAGACCCAGAUAAACAUAACAGUGCAGAUAUUAGCUAAAGUUAUUGACGGAGUUAGUUAAAUCAUUGACGAAAAUCAAAUAGAUUAAUUUAUGUACUAAGAUGAUAGGUAUUCUAGUGAUAAUUAUAAGGGUGACAUUCCUAUUUACCAUAAAUCUGUAUGAUACUCUGCUCUAUAAUAGAAUGAAUAGAACGGUUCUUAGGUUCUUGUAUGGUUGGUAUUUGCUAACGACAGAUACAGCAUAGUUGACAGCUAGUUUAUGUAGCGCUGACUACAGUUUGUGGAGAGCAAGGAAAGAAAAGGAACUGUGCCCAUGAAUGUUGAUAUUUUUAUUCUUAUGCUAGUUCAGAAAAUAAUGUAUUUUAGAGUAUGUAUUACAGGGUGGGCACGAUUGAAUUGUAUAUUUCUAAAACUAGUGAAUUUUUUUUCAGUUACUUUUAUUUUUAAAAUUUGUAUUUGCUGGUUUCAUAUAGCAAAAGGUAAUCCAAGUAAAAAAUUACUUUUAAAAUUAAUAUCAAAUUAAUACAAAUCGAAAUUUUCUUAUAAGACAAUUUACUAUUAACUGGAAAUGGUCUGCUAUCAUUACAUUAGCAAAUUAUGGGUAUUUGCAUGUACAAGGUGGCGCAAAAUUAAUCAUCAUUAAACAGUUUGGUUGUUGAAUAUGUUUUACUAAAUAAGCAAAAAAUCAGUGAUGAAAAUCUUUAUUUUGACUUUUAAGCGCUCCAUUGAUUGUCUGUUUGUAUACUGCAACUGUAUAGUUCACAAGUAUCAAAUAAGAUUGUCAAAUGACGCCAUUUGCAAAAAUUAUAAAUCCAACCAUAUGGUGAUUAAUUCUGCGCCACUUUGUUUUUGUAUUGCUGUAGUAGUUUGCGCGCGUCAUGACGUUGGGUUAUUUUCCCUUAAUGUUAGACUUUGAGCUAAGAAAUUUUUUUUAAUAUGAUUUUAUUAGAACUAGCAAAAGCUUCCGAUAUUUAUGGAAUACCACUAAAUUAGAUAAGUAAAUCAUUUGGUUGCUUGGGCUUGUUUCGGUGUGGCGUAUACGCUCAACAAAUUUUUCCAUGACGUUUUAGUAGGUUUGCAAAUUUGAUGAAUGGACUCGUAUUGACAGACGGCGGCGUUAAUCCAAUUCGGAUCUAAUCGGAACAGUUAAUCCGAUUAAAAUUGUAGUAUGACAUUCGAUUGUAACACGGAUUAUUGAACCGCUGAUUUGUUUUUUCGAUAGUUUUGUCAGUAAGAAGUAGACCGCAGGCAACAAAUAUGCUGCACUGAUACUAAAAAAUAAUUAUUUAUUAAAAAAAAUCUUAAAUCACAAUUUUUCAAACUGCUCCGAAAUAUCAAAACAAUUAAUAUAAUUUCGAACGUGUUAGUGCAAAUAAGAUUACCGGAUGAAAUUUAUCUAUUCCGACACUUAAAAAGGAAAUUUGAAUAACGCGCAGUUUCGAUGCUUCCAAGUGUUAUCACUACGGCGGGCGGUGAAUAUCAUGAUUACCGAGCUUACCGUUCCCCGGAGUGGUCUCAUGAGUUUUGGGAACAGCCAGAAGUCACACGGAGCCAAAUCAGGAGCAUACGGUGGUUGCGGAACGAUAUGCGUGGAAUUUUUGGCGAAAUGGUCACGAAGAACGAGUGUAGUGUGAGACGGUGCAUUAUAGUGAUGUAAAAACCAAGAUUUGUUGGCCCAUAAUUCUGGCCUUUUUAGACGAAUUGCUUCACGUAAACGAUGCAUAACGCUCAAAUAAUACUCCUUAUUAACAGUUUGGCCAGGUGGAAGGAAUUCAUAGUGCACCACACCACGAAAAUCGAAAAAAACUGUCAUCAUGACCUUUAUUUUUGAACGACUUUGACUUGCUGUUUUCGGUCUGGCCUCGCCUUUAGCACGAUAUUCGCUUGAUUGGUCGCUUGUUUCAGGGUCGUAAGCAUAAAUCCAAGUCUCAUCUCCCGUAAUGAUGCAUUUGAGCUUGUCCUGAUAGUCUGAAAGCAUUGUUUCACAAACGAGAUUUGACUUUUCGUAGGCCCAAAUGGUUUUCACAGAUCCUUCUGAUAUUCCGAUCAUAUCAGUAAGGUCUUUAACAGUCAACCAACGAUUUUUGAGCACUAACUCCUUCACUUUAUUGACGUGUUGGGCAUCUGUUGACGUCGAUGGUCGUCCGGAGCGCUCCAAGUCAUCAACACGUUCUCGACCCUCUUUGAAGUCUUUAUACCACUUAUAAACAUUUUUCUGCGACAUGGUCGAAUCACCAAAUGCCUUCUGCAACAUGCUAAACGUUUCCGCAGCCGAAAUUUCAUUCCGCAAACAAAAUUUGAUGGCACUUCUCUGCUCAAUGAAAUCAGACAUUGUAAAAAUCGAAAAAUGCACUCUUGGUCGUUUGGUAAACACAAGCGUAAACAUAUUACUGAUAAUGACAUUCACAUGAAAGUUGGCCCAGAUGUUAUUAACAGUGCUGCCAACUCAUGAAAAAAAUAACUAGAGCAAAAUUUUAAUCCCGCGAAGUUUGACAAAUAAAUUCACUUUACUUUUUGCCCACAGUAGUAUAUGUAUAAUUGGCCCUAACACCCUUUGUUGGAUGUUUAGCCCAGCUCUUCCUCUAAUUUAAGGCGGGCGUCUUGAUAUUGUUCCGCAAAUGGAGGAUCUUUCACUUUUAUACCACCUCCAAGCGGUAGACGGUUAUUUUAUAUGAGGAGCUUUUUCAUGGCAGAUCUUUAAUUAGGAAGAACUUUUCUAUCAUUUUGGCGUUUCAUGCCCACAGCGAGUUUCGAAUAGUCACCCACAAUCUAUGGUAUUGUUAUAACAGCAUAAAAUAUACUACAUAAAUUAUAAGUAAUGCAGCUGAAGUGACAGCCUUUGGUCUUUCUGGUAGCCUCGGCCCGACUGUCGUCGCAACGGUAAAGAGUGAGCAAUUUUGGCUGAUUUUAUAGUUUUUUCCCAAAAAAAAAAAUCCAAAAUUCACUUUGUUUGAAUUUUACAUACUUUUUUGGCUAAAUUCAAAUCCCAGUUUGAGGUUUUCUUGGGUUAAAUUGUGAAUCGAUAGCAACAUAAGUGGAUGGUUGUUUGCCUUUAACUGCUCUUUAAUUGACUUAGCCGGAAUUUUUGUAAAAAUGCCAUCAAAUUUUGAGUUGCUGAGAUGAUUUCUGUUGGACAUUCUCGGAUGUAGACCUUCAUGAAAAUUAUCACUUUCUCUACCCAAAACACUCAGUAGUUCAAACUCUGAUUAUGAAACAUUUGAGCUGGUAUUAACUGCUAUUGGAUCCGAGGCCGAUUGAAAAAGUAUGAGCUAAAAUAAGAUUAAAGAAUGACGUGGCAUGAUUUUAUGGUGCUUAAAUUACAAUAAUAAAGCUAAUUUUUUAAUAAAAUUAGUAGAGAAUUUGAAAGUGACGUAGUAGGGAUGAAUAAUAUUAUAUAAAAAUUAUCCCUAAGCACUCAAUCAGUCAUAAAUAGAUGUAAGUUGACACAAAUUCAAAUAUAGUUCUGCUCUAUAACUUUUGAAAUUUAAAUGGGGUGAUGUUAUCGUCUUAGAAUUCCACGUGGAAAUCAGGUUUUUAGAAUUCUAGAUCUAAUUUUCAUUAAUGACAAUUUGUGUUUGACUUAAUUUAUUUUAUAUAUUUAUUAUUUAACGUUUCAAACGCAAAAACCACGAGUUUUAAUUUAAGUUUAUGACAAUAAAAGAUAUUAACAUAGCAAAUGCAUCGAUCUCUUGUCGGUUUCAGAUAUGAAUCAAGUACCUCUUCUUAUAUUAGUAAACUUGAAUUUUAUGAUUUUAAAAGGCUUUUUGUUGAAAAUUAACGGCAUAGCUUUUGCUUAAAACACUGUAACUUAGAAAUUGUUAACAAUGAAAUUUUUGCUGUGGAGACUAGUAGUCUUUGUUUGCUGUUGUCCAAUGUUUUGAAAUUUUAGAAUGAGAUUUGUUGUUAGAAUAUACCAAUUACGCGUAAGAAAUGCCUAAAAUUAUUUCACAUAAAAACAAAUUAAAGAAGCUAAAGAAUUAGAGGAAUAAAUUUAUUAAAAGAUUCUGAUGGUCAGUGCCCUUAUUAAUAGUGGAAACUACUUGCACUAUUUAAAGAAGUUUAAAUCGUUGGAUGAACUCCUUCAAUGUAACCUUAUUCGUAACUUUGCGUAUGAUAUCUAUUGUAACCCUAAAUCAUUCUAGCUCUACGUCAAAUCCAAAAAGUCUAAUUCAGGCAUUUAUAAUUGAGACUCCUGCCUCCCAUGUGGCGGCUAAUCUAUUUGCGUAUUAACAGGGAAUCCAGGUGAUGAUUUUCAACCAAAAGCUAAUGCCUCUAUCAAUUUUGGUUACUUAUUUUGUUCCUGGACCAUAAAAUAGAUAUCAUCGAGCACAUCAGAAAUUAAACCGUUUUUCACCUUAUCUUAUCUAGAAUUGCUCCGCUUUUGCUUAUCCAUUUUGGUGAGCUUAUCAACGUUUCAAAACACGGUGGAGAGGACAAAGAAGGUGGCGACAACCGCGAAACGCUAUCCUAUUUUUGUUUUUCUUGUUCACUCCUCUCGGGAGCGUAGGGCCUCGACAAGACUUCCAUCGUACACGGUUCUUUGCUGUUGUUUUUGCAUCGUCCUAUGAUAUGUCGCCAUCUGCUAGUUCGCGCAGCAUCGACCUUCUCCAAGUGUUUUUUGUUCGACCGCGACCUCUGAUCCCUUGCGGGUUCCAGUCCAGGCUAUCCUAUUUUAGCGUAUUUGAAAGAAUCAGCUCAUUUGGUGACGUAAUAAUUAAAUAUUUGUGUUCGCUUUAUUGUUUGUCGAGCAGCCAGUGUGCUUUUAUGGCUGCUAGAUGGGAAUUUACUAAUCUCACAGUUUUCUUAGAAAUUUGUAUGCCUGCUUUUAAUGAUCGUGUUCAGAUUGAUACUGUGUGCCCUGAUUUCUUGAAAGCAAUCGACACAGUCGGUCAUUCAAUUUUCAUUUCCAAACAAUUUAGCUUGAAUUUCAUUCCAUUUUCUUAAAAUGGUGUAAAUACGUGCAUAUAUACCACUCUCUGUUGUUGUUGUUGUCGACAUCACUUGUUUAUUUGCCACCCUUUUAUUGCCUCGUCCGGCGUUCCUCAAGAUAGUAUCUUAGGUUUUUUGCUCUCAUUAUUUUUAUUAUCAAUAACUCGGACACUUCUAUAAGUAAAUUUCUUUUGUAUGCAGACAAUUUAAAAUUUUUUAAUACCAUCUCGAGUUAUUCUGGUGCAAUAAAGUUACAGUCGAAUCUCAAAAACCCUUAACUGCUUGCAGUUGUAAAAUUUAUCUUCAUUUAAGUACUAAAAACGUUUGCUGUGCCUUUCUCUAAACCUCGUUCUUUAGUUCUAACAAAUUUUUUUAAAGGUAGGUUAGGUCAGGUUUAGGUUGGCGGCUGUUUACUAUGGGUCACACUCAGAACCACAGCCCAUUGUGAUACCGGAUGGGGAACUAAUCCUGAUCUCCCUAAAACCCAUGCGAACUUUUAAAAGAUAUUAGAAGAUUCCUGAUUUUCAUAGCGCUGAGAUCUUCCAUCUCAUUAAAAAAUUGUGUACCUAAAGUGCUGAACAUUCGUCCGGAUAGUUUUUUUAAUAGUAACUCAUGCCUAUCUAUUCUUAAUGAAAUCACUGAUCUUGGAAUUGUUUUUCACUAAAAAUUUCUGUUUCUCAGCCAUUUCAAUUAUAUUAUUGUUGAGUUUAUAUAUACUUAGUAGUGUCAUAUUUAGUAUACUAAGUAAUAUAGAGUUAUCCCUCAUUCGAAAGUUCGAUUCUGCUUACAGUGCUCUUUCCUUUGCGCUGGAAUGCGCAGCCUUCAUAUGGAUACCAUAUAGCGAUUGUCAUAUUAAAAGGCUUGAAUGCGUUCAAAAUGCCUUCGUUCGUUUUGCUGUUAAAUCUUUGAAGUUUGCGGAUUCAAUCCCUUCCUAGAACGCUAGAUGCUUACUAAUUAAUUGAAAAUCUUUACAUAGUAGAAUUGAAGUUUUUGACAUUCCUUCCUUUGUUGAGCGCAUUUAUUCUCAGAUUUAUCAAAUAAGCCUUCGCAGUACUAAUAUUUUCUUCACAGAGCGUAUUUGAACUCGCACUUCUGUAUCUCCUGCUCUUAUAACACAAGCCUGCAAAAUCUCGCUUUUUUACAGCUUCUAAAACCGCUAUGGGUGUUUCUUGAAGGUUUUUUUAUGCUGAAAACGAAUAUGACCUUGAAAAUGCUCCAGCACGUCAGGAUUUUUGGCAAUUUGAGGUUAAAUAGUCAAAAAAUGCAGAUUUUGGCCAUUUUUUUAAUUUUUUUUUGAGCAAGGUAAAGUUUUUUUUUAAUUUUCCACAACGGCAUCGCAAAGUACUAGUCUUCGGCUUUAAAAUCCUUUUUUAGAAAUAUUUUUACGAUUAAUAUAAAAAAAGUUAUUCUGUUUUGAAUUGGAGACUUUUAGAUAUGCAAAUUCAACCUUUCUAACUCUCUAACGCCUCUGUAAAGGGACUGUGAAAUAUAUCCUCUACAUUUUGGUACAUAAACUUUAUUUUUAUUUAAUUGUAAAAUGUGAAAAAUUGAUGGGUGAUAUAACUUUUUAAUAAUUUUUUUCGUAAUCAGGACACCAAAUUACAAAGUAAUUAGUUAAAAUUAUCGAACAAGUUUUUUGGUUGUUGGCCUGUGUAAUCAGAGGCAUAAGGGAAAUUAAUUGAUUCUCAAAUUCUUUGGCUUUCGAUUUUUAAUCUUUUAAAUUAUUAGUAAAUGAAAGCUUGUGCAAUUUUUAUUUUAAUAUAAGAUAUUCUGUAGUUCUAAGAGCAAAAUUUGUUUGAAAUGUUGUGUAUUUUUCGAUUAUUAUUUGAAUAGCUCCUGGUGACCUGGUUAUGUGAUUUUGUUUAACACUCCGGUCCAACUUAGUCUAAUUCUUGGGCUAAAAAGGCUUAUUUGGCGUGGUUUUUUGUUUAAAAUAUUUUAGUAUGAGCAACAAAGAGCUAUUGAUUUAGCGAAAAUUACAGCUCUCUGAAUUUGGUUCUAGUACAAUCGGGUCACGCCUAUAUAUUUAUAUAUGUAUGUGUUUAGGUUUUAUACCGAAAAAAAACUUACAAAUAUUUCUAAAAGUUAUUACUUUAUGUUUUAGACUUAUGCAAAAAGCAAUGUAAUUUAACAAUUUAUAUAACCUUUAUUUACCUACUAUCAAAAAAGUACCAGGAAUCAGCCAAUAGAACACAAAAUAUUUAUUAUCCUCCAAAAUUUAUUGUAUGACUUAAGAAGUAGCCCAUUUCAAAUUCAUACGCGCCAACGAAUAUUCUAAUCAUCAAAACAUUU